GGGCAGCAGUUUCCUGCAGUGCACCUCUCGCAUAGUAAAUCUGAUGUACAUCCGGGACAGUGUAAACACUGAUGACUCGAAAAAGGCUCUCAGUGGGAGAGGGGUAGAGAGGAGUCGGUUAUCUAAUAGAACUUUGCGCUGGCUGCUCCUGCCGCUGCUAACGACGAUACUCCUAUAUUCCCUUUCUGGCUCAGGAACAUUUAGGGCGACAGGAGGAAGGAAUAACCAGAGCAGGGCUUUGAAUCAUAUGCCUAACCUAUCGACCCAGCUGAGCACACCUCCUCUCCUCUGUGAAUGCACUCACUUGCAGCAUGGACUCCGCAGGGGAAAGAGAGGAAGGGUGGAUGGAAGACCAGUGGGAGAAAUGGGACUAAACAGGGCAAUUGAUGCUUUGGCAGGACAAAUCCUUCUUUCCCGAUUGGUGUGGAGGUUGACCCAUGACAUCAGCCUGAAUGAGUUUGAAGAUGACGACUUGUCUGAGAUCACUGAGAUCACAGAUGAGUGUGGGAUGAGUCUCAACUACAUGGGCCUAGAGAUUAAGGGCUGUGUGAGGCAGGGGACCAAUAGUGGGGUGGGGAAGGAGGAGCUGGGUGCUGUCGGUCAGCUCCAGGCCGAGAUGCUCCAUUUGGAUCUGAUCGACGGGGCCGAUGGUUACCGCGAUGACAAGGAGUCAUCUAAGCCUUCUUCCACAGCACCCCUGCCAGUAACCGAGGACCCCCCUCUAGUAACCAUGAAUAUAUACCGGCCAAAGAGACCCACGACCCUUAACCUUUUCCCCAUGGUGCCACGUACUCAGGACACAUUAAACAACAACUCAUUUGGUAAGAAGUACAGCUGGCAGGAGAAGGUCUCGCUCUCAUCCUCCCCCCUCAAAACAGGCGGGCUGAUCUCUCCCCAUGAGCACAGCUGUCUAAGCGACGAGGACAAGCUGCAGCACGGAGGUGGGACGCAGACCAAGGACCGCGGCACAUCCACUGACACUCCCUGUAGAUACAAACACACCUCUGGACACACUGAGAGCUCCACAGCGGGGACACGCUCCAAACUGCCGGAGAAACCCCCAGCACCCCCGCCACCCCAAAACUACACACUCGCACCUCUGGGCCCCCCAGGGACACACAGAGAGAAGAUCCGCUAUCACACAGAUGUACGCCUAGAACCCACCGAGGAGAUCUAUCUGACUCCCGUGCACCGUUCCGAGCAGGACCACCCAUUCCUGUCCCAGCAGCCAGAGCACGGACGCAUGUCAAUCAGCUCUGACAACGAGGGCCCGCCCCCUUACCAGCCUCUGCCCGACCGGACCAACCCUUCCAUUUGUGAGGAGGACGAGGUUUACAUGCCCCCUCCCUCCUACGCCUCCUAUGUGGGGGCUCUCUUCACCCCUCCCUCUACCGCCCCCCCCAUGGAACCCCCAGGCUUAGCCCUGAACCUCGGCCUGAGGGAAGGAGGAGCAGGGGCGAUGGUGAGGGCAGGGGCAGGGGUGGAGUAUGUAGAUGCCCAAGAUGAGACAUUUGGGGUAGAGGGUGAGGAUGAGAGGGUAAGGGUUGUGGGAGGCAGGCAGUAUUUGGGACGUGGUGGCUGUGGUGCCCCCACGAGUACUUUGAUGAGCUCGGAAGCGAGUGGUCUGUCUUACGACUCUGUGAAGUACACACUCGUUGUGGACGAGCACGCGCAGCUCGAACUGGUAAGUCUGAGGCAGUGUUACCAAUGUUACAGCGACGACAGCAACUCUGCGACCGUCUACGACAACUGCGUCUCGUCUCCGUAUGAGUCGGCCAUAGGGGAGAAGUAUAAGGAGCAAGAGGAGGAGGAGGAGGAGGAGGAGGAGGAGGAGGAGGAGGAGGAGGAGAGAGUGAGAGUGGGAAGGGUGAGGAGAGAAGCCCCCGCCUGUCUGUCAGAGGACUCCACCCCGGAGGCGAACUUGCACUUCUCUAAGAAGUUCCUCAACAUCUUCAUGAAUGGACGGUCACGAUCAUCCAGUGCAGAGCCGUUUGGCUUGUUCUCCUGCCUCAUAAAUGGGGAAGAGAGGGAACAGAGUCACAGAGCCGUCUACAGGUUUGUCCCUCGCCAUGAUGAUGAGCUGGAGUUGGAGGUGGAUGACCCUGUACUGGUGGAGGUACAAGCAGAGGAUUACUGGUACGAAGGCUAUAACAUGCGUACAGGCACCUGCGGCAUCUUCCCUGCUUACUACGCCAUAGAGGUCGCCAAGGAGCCAGAGAGCUUCAAAGUGAAGAGCAGUGACUGGGUAGACAGGUACCACAUGAAAUUCCUGGGCUCGGUCCAAGUACCCUACCACAAAGGCAACGAUGUUCUGUGUGCAGCUAUGCAGAAGAUUGCCACCAAUAGGAGGAUGACAGUGCAGUAUAACCCACCUUCGUCUUGUAUCCUUGAGAUCAACGUGAAAGGCGUGAAGCUCCUAGUCCAGGAUGACUACUAUGCCUCUGACAAAAGUAACCAGUGCAGCCACUUCUUCCAGUUGAAGAAUGUUUCCUUCUGUGGAUAUCACCCUAAGAACAACAAGUACUUUGGCUUCAUCACAAAACACCCAGCUGACCAGAGAUUUGCCUGUCAUGUGUUUGUGUCUGAAGAUUCUACUAAACCCCUGGCAGAGUCUGUUGGGAAAGCCUUCCAGUUGUACUAUAAGGAAUUUGUAGAUUGCUCCUGUCCGACAGAGGAUAUUUACCUGGAAUAGCACCCACCCUGCCUUCCACCACAACCCUGUACAUUACAGUGUAUCAUAACAUAAUGUUGCAUGACAGAGAAAACAAUUCUAACAAAUGUGAACUAAUAAAUUUGACAAAAAGAUGAAGGAGAGAGAGAAAGAAGGAGAGGUACUGGUGUCUAAUGUUUGUCCAAAGAUUUUAAACAGUAUGAAGAUUGAACAAGUAAUUGAUCGAAACAUAGUGGAGAUGUUGAAGAGGGGGUCCCAAAAUAUGUAAAAUGGAGUCACUGAUGAGGAAGUUAAUGUGCCACUAAAGCACAAUGCUCAGAUCAUAGUGACCAUGGGCCUCAUUUAUAAACGUUGCGUAGGCACAAAAUAAGGCGUACACCACUUUCUAAGCAAACUUUGGGAUUUCUAAAAAACGGGAGAAUGAGCGGUUCUCCAUGGACACUUUGACACAUAUGUAUGCACAUAAACUGGAGAAAUGAAAAACUGUGACUCCGAUGGCAGAAGGAUGAAACUCGAGAAAUCCUUUGAAAUUGAUACCAUUGUGUAAAAUAAAUUGAAAUAUUACCUCCCACGUGUUAUAUAUGAAGAGUUCUCUGGAGUACACACAAAAAACAUGAUUUAGGAUAAUAAAUACAAAUAGAGAUAUCUGUUUUUGCAAAAUAACCCCUCAAAUAUGUUGUACAGUUUAAUCGGGAAUCAUAUUUAAUUGGAUCUGUAAUUAUUAAACAAUACUUGCAUGUUAUGAAAUGUAUUCUCUUAAAUAAUAAGGUGAACAGUAGGACAAAUUACAUUUAAACUGAUGCCGUUUUCAAUGCCUCAGUUGGGUAGAUACCAGUGCACAGUUUCAUAUGUUCGUUGCACAGAACUGUCAAUGUGAUAAUGGCCCUGUCAUUGUCAGUUACAAUCAGGGUAAUUACCACACCUAAAGGUGUUACACAAUUGGGUGGCUUUGACAAUCAAAUGGGUGGGUAUGAAAAGGCAUGCAAUUACAAUGCUUAAUGACUCACAAUGGCUGCUUGGGCACUGUUGGAAGAUUUGGCGAAUGGAAGAAUUCGGAGAGAGCGAAUUUUCAGAGACCAGACAGACUUACUGGAAAAUUAUGAAGAGUGGCUAAUUAGCCGGUUCCGAUUACCGAGAGCUGUUCUCUUGGAUCUCUGUGCUGUAGUAGGCCCAGCUUUACAGAGAAGCGCCCGCAGAAACCAAGCCGUGCCUGUCCCACAUCAACUCCUUGGCAACAUCGUUAAUAGCGUCGAUGGUGUCUCUUCGCGUUUGCAGGACUGCAUCUGUGAGGAAAUGGCCACUGGAGGGUUGUGACGCAUGAGGUACAGUGGAGACGCUGAGGCUGGGCGCACUCAGCUCCUGUGUAAAUAAAUAAAGUAUUUGGUCAAUAACAAAGGUUUAUCUCAAUACUUUGUUAUAUACCCUUUGUUGGCAAUGACAGAGGUCAAACGUUUUCUGUAAG
Molecule: messenger RNA, 4133 nt
Organism: Oncorhynchus kisutch (coho salmon)
Lineage: Eukaryota; Metazoa; Chordata; Actinopteri; Salmoniformes; Salmonidae
Product: C-Jun-amino-terminal kinase-interacting protein 1
Exons: 13
Coding region: 44-2692 (882 amino acids)
Biological process (GO): JNK cascade; regulation of JNK cascade
Cellular component (GO): cytoplasm
Molecular function (GO): JUN kinase binding; MAP kinase scaffold activity
Source: RefSeq, a predicted model, not a curated record